CGGCCGAGUCAAACAUUCUUUCCAUUCGGGCUACAACCACAUGUACCAUGUUUUGAAAGCAAAGAUGAUGCCUUACUCAGAGGAUAGGAUCAUUGUUACAUGCGCUUACAAUGGCCAGGUGAAAUGCUCGGAGAUUCGUGAAAGUGGAGUGGAGACUAAACUGCUUUUUGAUGGGGAUAGGGCUGUACCGUACGGACUAGCCAUUGAACCUGGAAGCCCUCACAUUUUUUAUACAUGUAGUAUGGAUGGGGUUCAACAUUUUGACCUGAGAAUUCAAAGAUCUACUACACUUUUUAGUUGUGAGGCUGUUGCCAGCAAUUUAUCUUUUCGUCAUUCUGUAUCUCUAAAUGCAAUCACCAUUGAUCCAAGAAAUCCAAAUCUGGUUGCAACUGGAGGAGAUGAUCCAUUUGCUCGAGUUUAUGACAUUCGCAAAUAUAAACGCAAUGAAUCAUCUGAAUAUGGUCAGCCGGCUAACUUAUAUCGCCCCCGUCACAUAGUUAAUCAAAGAAAUUUCAUAACAGCGUUGGCAUAUUCUUGUCAGAGUGAGCUGCUUGCCUCUUACAGUAACGAAUCUAUGUACCUGUUCACCAAGGAUGUCGGAUUAGGAGCAAUUUCUUCUCAAGAUUCAUCAUCUUAACAGAUGUUGAGGAUAAUAUAAAAGCUUCUCCACAAUCCUAUCAAGGGAACUUGAACCGUCGCAUCCUGUACAGCAUGAAGGAGGUGGACUUUUUCGGACCUAAUUGUGAGAUGUUGUGACUGGAACAGAUACUGGUAAAAUUUGCAUUUGGAAUAAGAAAGAUGGUAAGCUUAUAAGAGUUAUUAGAGCAGAAAAAGAUAAGGUAAGCAGUGUUCAGAGACGUCCUCAUGCUACAGUGUUAGCCAGUUGUGGAAGAGGUAUCAAAAUUUGGGUUCCAAAUGCCAUUGAGAAAGCCAUUCCACUAACAAAUGAGGACAGGGAUAGGAUCGUGAAUCGCACGCGUCAAAUAAUAAAGGAAAGAUGUUAUUCUGAUGACGACCCUGAGUACGAUGAUGGAUAUGAUAAAGACGAUGUAGAUGAUGAAGACGAUGACGAUGAAGAUGAUGAUAUAUGAUGAAGACGAUGUGUAGAUUGAUGAUGAAGAUGAUAACUAGCACUGAUUAAUGAAAUCUGUAGUUCUUGUUGAUUUUUCUUUAAACACAAAUUUACAUAUUUGAUCUUGGAAAAUGAAUCUUUGAUGAGUAUGACCAGCAA
Salvia splendens (bonfire salvia) is the source of this 1231-nucleotide messenger RNA. Its product is annotated as DDB1- and CUL4-associated factor 8-like. The transcript has 4 exons. The record is from RefSeq and is a predicted model, not a curated record. Gene Ontology annotation, molecular function: protein binding. Gene Ontology annotation, cellular component: cytoplasm; Cul4-RING E3 ubiquitin ligase complex. Bases 41 to 637 code for a protein of 198 amino acids. NCBI's taxonomy places the organism in Eukaryota, Viridiplantae, Streptophyta, Magnoliopsida, Lamiales, Lamiaceae.